UGUAAUUUCCACUGGAACUAUCAGAGAGGGUUGCCGUAUUGACGGGAUACCUAAUUACUUAGCAGAAUGAUGUUUUGUGUGAAAGUGUGUGGUUCUUGUAUUGGAAAAUUGAAUGUCUGAUAAAGACAUCUGUGACUUUCGUAGUAACGUUACAUUUAUCUAAAUUGGUACAUGCAAAGGAAUUGAAAUGAGAGUUUCUUGAUUUUCUAGGAUUUGUCAAAGAUCAGAAUGCAGUAUUUCAGGAUGCCGUCGAAGGGUCGUUACACGGCGGGGAAACAAGUUUCACGGUAUGAAGCAGAUUCCGAGAAUAUUGACAUAGAGUAUAAAAAUCUCGAAGGUCAAGGUCACACUGCGUGGUGCUCAAAUUGCUCGUGCCCACUAGGGAACAAGAAACCGUUAGUGAUCAAAGCGUUGACAGUAACAGUUGUAUUUGGUAUUGGGCUAGUGUUGGGUUUCUUGUUUAGAAAGACAGUAUACAGCAAAAGUGGUGACGUGCCUAUUUAUGAUAAGCCAAACUCUAGCAGCAUUUACAGUAUUAAGCAGGAUUACGAUCGUGAGUUUAGUAAACUUAUACAAGAUGAUUUAGAAGACGUCUACAACUAUGAGGACCACAUGAAGAUUAUUACACGUUGUGUUCAUAUGUCCGGUGUUGGCUCCGCCAAUAAACUGUUAGAUUACGUGGAACAGAAGUGGAAAACAUUUCCAUUUGAUGCAGUCAAAGUCAAAAAAUAUAACGUCACACUGUCGUAUGCCAACUACACAAACAUGAACGCCAACCUUGUCACGGUGCAAACGGCGAAUGGCACACUCAUUUUCCACAGUCAGUACAACACAUCUAGUUCUCAUCCAGAGUAUUUACCAUUCAGCGCUUACUCUCCAUCCGGAAAAGUGACGACGACCAAGGUUGUGUAUGGGCACUACGGACGGCCUGGUGACCUGAAAACUUUGAGGGACAACAAGAUAGCGAUCAAAGAUUCUUUACUGAUUGUCAGAUAUGGCCGUAUUCACCCAGCAAGUAAGGUUAAGAAUGCGGAACAGUACGGCGCGGCAGGUGUUAUACUUUAUUCUGAUCCUGCAGACUACGCCAACAACCAGACUACGGUAUAUCCGGAUAGUUGGUGGUUACCUGGCUGGGCCGUACAGCUGUCACAUGUCCGGUAUAACCUUCUUGGUGAUCCAUCAACGCCUGAUUAUUCCUCCAUCACGGGAGUUCAUCAUAAGUCAGAGGCCAGGUCACACUUUCCAAAGAUACCAGUCCAGCCUGUUAGAUACGAAGACGCCCAAUUUCUUCUAAGCGAUAUGGCUGGUCCAGUCGUGAAGAACGAAUGGUUCGGUGGCCUGAACAUCACAUACAGGCUUGGCCCUGGCUACACAGACGACAGGAAAGUGACACUACAAGUAGAAAACAUGAUCCAAGAGAGACUUAUUUCAAAUAUUCUGGCAGUGGUGAAGGGACAUUACGAAUCAGACAAAUAUGUCAUUAUUGGUUCCCAUAUUGACUCGUGGAUACAAGGAGGGGUCGAUUCGGGGACAGGAUACACAGUGAUUCAAGAACUAGCGAGGACAUUUGCUUACCAUAUUGGAAAAGGAUGGAGACCCCGACGGACUAUCAUAUUUGCAUUAUGGGACGCAUCCAAAUACGGCAAUAUCGGUGCUUAUGAAUGGGUACAAGAACACGAACAACAGCUUACAGCAGGUGCUGUGGCCUACAUAAACUUAGAUGCUUUAAUCCAAGGUAAUUACAGCUUUGCAGCAAGUGCCAGCCCACUAUUAUUUUCCACGAUUGUGGAAGCCACACAGACGGUACAACUGAACUGUUCAAAUAAGCAGUGGUGCACAAAACUGUCAACAAUAUACAGCCAGUGGAUGAAAAGUUUUCCUGGAGAAAAUAAUAUGCCAAAAUUUAAAUCAAUAGGAGAUGACAGUGACCACGCCCCUUUUGUGUACAGAGUUGGUGUUCCAAUAUUGUUUCCUCAGUAUACAUUCAAUGAAACAAUGUAUCCAUUCUUAAGCACAUACCCGGCAGUUGGAGCUCUAGAGGACACCAAAGACUACGUAGAAAAGUUUAUAGAUCCAAAUUAUACACUCCAUAUUACAAUGACAAAAGUUCUUUCAGAUGUUAUUUUGAGGUUGUCCGAUUCAGCGAUUUUGCCAUUUGAUUUACAGAGUUUUAUAAACUUUGUUGAAAGUGGGAAGAAAGUUGUUAACGAAAUGACUACGGCUUUGAUGUCUAUGGGUAUUACAAUAGAUACUGCCCACUUUUGCGUAGAUGCUAUUGAAAGAUUCAGUAAUGCAGCUACUAAUCUUAAGCACAAAAUAAAUAACAUCGACCGGUCUAACUUCAGUGAAUUCGACCUUUAUAUCUUAAAUAACAAAUUGAUACAUUUGUCUAGAGCAUUUAUAUCGGAUGUUGGUCUUCCUGGAAACAAGCAUUACAGAAACAUUCUUUUGGCACCAGAUCCACUGGACCUGAAGAAAGAAAUAACAUUUCCUGGUAUCUAUUGGAGUGUGCAUUCAAAUUUCAAUAAAACGGAAAUUAAAGAGCAUCUCAACGAACAAAUUUCAUUACUUGUCCUUAGUCUAAAUAGAGCCACUGACAUUUUAAACGAUUCUAUGGUCACGUGAUAGUGACAGUAACAACGCAGCUGUAUUAAGGGGUACAAACAAUUUUGACAAGGGUUAGUUUGAGAGUAACGUCUAUUGGUCUAGAAGCGUGCAUUGAUCUAGAAGGUCUGACAUUUAUUUAGAAGCUGCUAUUGAUAUGGAAGCGUCUAUCGAUCUAGAAGCGUCUGUUAGAAGCGUCUGUUGAUGUGGAAGCGCCAAGUGAUCUAGAAGCAUCUGUGGAUCUAGAAGCGUUUGGUGUUUCAAAGUAAUAAGGUUUAAACAAAUGAACGAAGUUACAGUUCGAGGCGGCUUGGAGAGGCGUUUUACCGCAUCUACCACGGCUUUUUCGUGGUUAGAAAUACAAGUGACUGUACUGAUUAGCAGGAAGGGACCUCUGUACAUUUAAUAUGCAUAAUGACAUCAAAAACAAACUACGCUGAAAUGCAUGCGAAAUAUUAGGCAGUUUAUCUUUUAUGUAGAAUAAUUUGCAAAACAUACAGGGCAUAUUAUUAAACGCACUGAAACAUUAUAUGAGAAUAAAAAUUUACAAAUAAAUAAUCAUAAACAAAUAUAGUUGGACCGAGAUUUGACCAAGACAUGCCAUAUUAUCACGACCAGUCUGUCUCUACAUUUAUCAACACACAAAAACAUGCAUUUAUUUCAUCAGUAGGUAAAUUGGUAUUUAGGAAAAUGUAUUGCUUACAUGCCAAAUCUUUAAAGUAUUUGUUCCGGUGAUUCCAUGAGAACAGCCAAAAAUAGAUAAAAUUUAGUUUCACAUUAUCAAUAAUAUAAUAUAUAUUUAUUUAAAUGUUUCUUGAACUUAUUUCUCAACAGAAAGUGUCUUGUUAUUUUGUAGUUCAUAGUCAUAGGUUACAUGUAUUUGUUUCAUUACUUUAUACUUUAUGAUUUUUAUGUGCCUGGAUAUAUAAGAAUUAGAAUAUAUUUAUAUACAUAAUUAUCUGCUGAAAAAUAUACUGUUGGCAUAAUUGAUAAGGUCCAUCUCGCAAGCCCAUUUAAUAUCUACGGAAUUCAGUUUAGCUCAUAUCCCUUGUCGUGUCGUAUUGCAGUGCGUCGUGUCGUACUAUUGUGCGUCAUGUCGCGCGUCGUGCGUCAAUCUAAAUCACGACGGACGACACACGACAUGAGCUAAACAGGAUUCCGUAAAUACAUUUGCAACGCAAAUGAUGAACAAAACACAAAGUUCGUAUGCCCGAUGUAUACUAGCUGAUUAGUGGACAUCUUUGUCGAGUAUUGAGAGAAACGAUGCUCAUUUGGAUCACAAAAAGGCUUAAUGUUACUUGAAAAGCUUAAUGUUACUUUACAUGAAAAGCUUAAUUUCACAUGCAACGCUUAUAAAAGUCGAUGUUAUGUUAUAGGAAACCAUCUGCGAAAUGUUGCUAUACUUAACUAUGGAGCCAACGGAAAAACAAAGAAAAUGUGAAAAUCCUAUAUUGUCAUUUGUUAGUUUCAAAAGUGCAUACACCCUUUGCACGUGUACGUUUGGGUAAUAUCAAACUGGAUCUACUAUAAUGUUUUUUGUUUUUUGCUUGGUUGCGAAUUAUGCCAUUAAGAACUGUUCUUUAAGCUUUUUUAUUUAAAUGUAGUAAUAUUGAAAAUAGUCAUUCAAGUACAUAAUUAUGUGGUUAUGUAAAUAUUAUCAAAAUGUGUAUGUGUGUUUUAGAAAUUCAUGAUAUCCCAAAAUACGUAUGUUAACUUUCAUGUGUAAAUGUGUAUCCCAUUUGUAAAUGAGUAUCUCAUGUGUAAAUGUUUAUCAUUCACUGACCAAACCACAUAUUCAUCAGCGUUUGAAUUCCUAGUCUCAAAUUUAGUCUUGACCUUUAAAAUAUUAAAGUUUCAAUUUGCUCCAGGUUUUAAAAGCUUAUAAUUCCCUUGACUAAAAUGUGGUUGCCAUAUAUCCCGUUAUGAGCAUAGAAUAUAUUAAAUUAUUGUUACAUUUUAUUUCUAAUAUAUACCUUAGUUUGAAUAUUGAUGAACAAAGUAAAAGUUUAAUUGAUUACCUCCCAUUAUGGCUUUUUAAAGCACCAUGUAUGUUAUAGCAAAUUUGAACAAAUUUAUUGUUCCUUAAAGGCUCAUAAUUUCCUUGACUAAAAUGUUGCUGCCAUAUUUUGCGUUAUGAACAUAGAAUAUAUUAAUUUCUUUUUACAUUUUAUUUCUAAUAUUUGUCAAUAGUUUAAAUAUUGAUGAAAAUAGUAAAGGUUCUGUUGAUUACCUCCCGUUAUGGCUUUUUAAAUCACCAUAUGUUAUAGUAAAUUUGUACAAAUUUAUUGUUCAUUAAAUGCUCAUAAUUCCCUUGACUAAAAUGUGGCUGCCAUAUUUUCCUUUAUGAGCAUAAAAUAUGUAUAGGUUAAUAAGUGGGAGAGCGGUGCCUUUGAGUGAUACUGGCUCUGGCAAGGGCAAAGGUAUAUAGACUAUGUGUGAUUUUAAGGGUCAAGUCUAUAAUCAGUACUUUGAUGAAUAUGGAUCAUGAAUGUACGAAAUGUGCGUUUUCCGGUUGUGAUUAAAUAAAUUCUCUAGGUACCUCUUUCUAGUUUUCUAUAAAAACACUGUUGUGAUUCCAUCUAAGAGUGUUUUCAUCACAAACAUGAGCCGCACCGUGAGAAAACCAACAUAGUGCAUUUGCGACCAGCGUGGAUCCGCGCAGUCUGGUCAGUAUCCAUACUGUUCGCUUUCAAAGCAAAUUGCAAUUAGAGAA
Molecule: messenger RNA, 5317 nt
Organism: Mercenaria mercenaria
Lineage: Eukaryota; Metazoa; Mollusca; Bivalvia; Venerida; Veneridae
Product: putative N-acetylated-alpha-linked acidic dipeptidase
Exons: 19
Coding region: 229-2625 (798 amino acids)
Molecular function (GO): carboxypeptidase activity
Source: RefSeq, a predicted model, not a curated record